Spirometra erinaceieuropaei is the source of this 288-nucleotide messenger RNA. Lineage: Eukaryota; Metazoa; Platyhelminthes; Cestoda; Diphyllobothriidea; Diphyllobothriidae. The record is from the annotation of a GenBank genome assembly.
AUGGAAGGUCGGAUGGAACCUUGCGUCGGCACCGUCGUGACGUGGUUCGUCUCUGCACGCCGCUGGACAGCCGGUGACGGGAUGGAUCUCCAAAUCGACAUCGCCUUGACGCGCCCACAUACGCCGUCGGAGACCGCGGCUUACGACGAAUUCGAGUCGCUCUCCACUACAAUCCGCAGUCGUGGUCCAAUAGUGGAGAUCGGCCGUGCCACAAAGGCAAAUGGCAGCCCACUUCAAGGUUUGCACUGCCAGCCCCACGAGGGGAAGGGCCUAGAAAAGGUGGCCUAA